GUGCAGUGGCACCUCCUCGACUUCGUCCGGACCUACAAGGACGACUCCGAUUUGCAACUCAGCAUGGUGGACACCCUGGAGUCGAUCAAGCCUUUGCGGAUAGACUCCAAGUCGGCCGCCAGCUACAAGGAGAUGUGGGAGGACGAGCAUGCGCUCCUGUCGCUCCAUCAGAACAAGAUGUACGAAGCAGGUGCCAGCAUCUUUUGGUGUGCGAUGGGACAGGAGUCGUCCAAGUUCUUUUUCGAUGCAGUAAGCUGGGAAAGCAUGGAGGACUUUGAGUCGAAGCUCUUUGGCGAGUCGGCCAAGGUUCAUGGUCAGUUCCUCUUCCCGACGACGAUCCACCUGUGGGUUUCCAAGUCGAUGGAGGAGUCGGCCGGGUCGCUGGAGAAGCUUUUGAAAGUCGCCCGCUACCCGAUCCUGAACGGGAUGACCACGGUGAACGCCUGGUACUUAGCAGUCGCCCGCGCUUUGAAGGCGAAGGACGGGCCGCGAACGAAAGCGCUGCUGAAAGCGGGCUUGAGCGUAACGCUCCAUCUGCGGCGUUUGGAGUCGGAGGCGGACGGGUACAAGCAGGCGAUGAACUUGUCGGGCAACCAUAAGUUGUCCGCCCAGGCCAAUGGGGAGUCGCUCCUCAGUUGGCUGGUCCGGUACGAGUUCCUCUCCAAGGAGGUGGGCGCGACCGUGGUGGCGCAGCAUGUCAAGUUCGCGCAGAGCCAGGCGAUCCUCUUCGACUUGAAGCCGGUGACCACCUCGGUCAUGACGGCUGUGAUCAAGAUCAAGGGCGUGCUCACCGAGAAGUCGCGCGCCAUCCUCCAGUCGAUGUCGCUGCGAUACUCUUCCAAAAUAUUCUUGGAAGAGUACUCCAAGCUGUUGAGAAUCGUCUACUGUCUACAGAGGUAUCCGGCGGCGGAGAGGAUGGAGUCGACCUUCUUCGAGUAUUGCAUGGAGAGCUCGCUAGUCGGCCUGAUUCGCAAUCAGGUGAAGCCGGACUUCUUCAAAACCAACAACAUGGGCGCGGAGACGAAAGGCGGCAAGCCCGGCUUCGCGGACUUGUGUGCCGCGAGGAUGCUCUUUGUCGACUGUGUCGAGAACUUCCUCAGUUCGGUCCAGAACACUCAGAGCAAGUCGGAACUGAUGGAUGUUUGGUCGAAGUUCAAGUCGCCCGUUGCGUGGAACGAGGACUUCCCAGUCGUCACCGCCGAGAAGAGUGGCGAGGAUGAAGUCGUCCAGACGCCCCUGGAGAAAUUCAACAAGGGCAAGUCGUACGAGGGCGAGUACGAUGCUGACUUGCUGGUCCUGUCGACCUUCUACGCCAAGAUCCCGAGCGUUCUGAUGGAACCGGCGGAGGCGGAGAAGAAACUUGCCUUAGUCGUCGCCUCGCAGGACCUCUUCAGGGCGAUUGAGGUCGCGACGACGGUUGUUUCGACGUCGGAGUCGACCGCCACGCCUUUGAGGACGCUGGCCAAGUCGAACAGUUUGGGGGACGAUCCGGAGGAGAAGAAAAGGAAGGAAGAGAGGCAGGCUGCAUGGAAGGCGGCAUCGAAAGCUCGGAAGACAGUCGUCCAAUUCGCCGUGUUUCACGACACGGCCCAGGCGACUGAAGUCGUAGCCUCCAGUAUCACGGCUUCGACGAAGACGGAGGCUGGCAAGUCGCAUCGCCUCGUGGUCCUGUCAGUCGACCUUCUGCAGGAAUCCGACACCAAGCCAUGGGUCGACCCCUUUGACGGCAAGCCCACCGCCAUGAAGUUCGAGAGCAGGUUGGAGUGGGUCCUCAAGCAGUCGCAACCGGGAGACAUUAUAGUCGUUUUCGAUGGGCGGAGUCGAAAAGCUCGGAAGCACCUGGAGCAGGAGGUCGCCAAGAGUACAAUGGGUGCCAACGCAGUCGAACUGAGUAUCAUCUACUCUGGCAAACGCCCCUACCGAAUGAGAACUCGCGAGGUGGCCUUUGGGAGUCGCCCGCUGGAGAUUGGGUUCAUGCUCACGGUCUUCAGUCGUAGCAAAAUGCAGGUGCGCGAGAGGAAGACCUUUGCAGGGGCCGGCGAGGAGUCGACCUUCUGCACGACGUACACAGGCGUUUCUUGGCCGGCGUCGCUGCCGAUGAUAGAUGCGCAGGACAAGCAGCGCAUCUUUGCCGCGAAGGAAGUCGCGACGCCGAAGAAGUGGCAGUUCUUGGUCGACUUGCAGGUCACCAGCGUAGUCGACAUGAGCCCGGGAUCCGCUUCGUUGGCUUGCGCUUGUAUGUCGUCCAAGGGCCAGUCGAACGUUCACUACAUCGGCUUCGCGCACGAUGCCGCUCACCAGUCGUUCCUGGCCAAUGUCACAGACCGAGCCUCCCUAGUCGUCAUCACCACGCAUGGCUCCUCACUCUACGAGUCGUCGCUCGCUGAAACAGUGGGCCAAGUCUUCGCGGACAUCCUUGCUAGCGAAAGCAAGGAGGACGAACCUUUGCAGUCGGAGUCGGAAGACGAGGACGAGGUAGCUGGCAAAGCCUAG
Molecule: messenger RNA, 2493 nt
Organism: Symbiodinium sp. CCMP2592
Lineage: Eukaryota; Dinophyceae; Suessiales; Symbiodiniaceae
Source: the annotation of a GenBank genome assembly